GUCGACUUAAGAUCGGUUCUGCGUGUAAAAACUCAAUUUUUGAGAUUUUUUUUUUGUUGUUUGUCGUAAAUUCCGGAAUAUUUGACAAUAGGAUUUGAACUUACAAUUGUAGUGUACGGAGAAGUGAAGUUAAAAAAGGAAAGUCUUUCUUGUGAAUUAAAUGAUGAAUUAUUAUUGAGUGAGAAUUCAUCAAUCAAGUGACUAUAAAGGCAAAGUGUUGUGUUAAAAAAGAUAAAUAUAUAUGAAAAUUCAAAAAAGAAUCAGUGUGAGAUUGCAAAAAAAUAAGGAGUGAAAGAAGAGUGUUUAAAGUCAUUACAUCUGAUAAUCUUUUAUAGAGAAUUUUCAGUGUCAAGUGUCAGUUUUUUUCGUGUGUAAAGUGCCGACAAAAAAUAAGACUUUUUGAUAAAUUUUGUCAUCCGUUAUUCAAAAGUCUAGUGACGGGAGAAAAAUUACUUAAAGGCUUGCUUAAAUUACUUGCCAUUUAUUUAAUCCACAAAAAAAUAUUCCUUCUUCUUAUUUGAUUUCAUCUCGAAAUGCCAUACGAUUUCUGUUGUUACUGCUGAGAGGAAUAAAAAACAAAAUAAAGGGAAAGAGUCCCUCAAACAAGAGAGCAAUAUUUGAAUAAUAUAAAAAGUGUGAUAUAUUAGUGAUUAUUAAGCAAACAGUGAAAGAGCAAAUGAUAUAAUUAAAGAGGAUUUUCAUACGUCUCAAUGAUUCUUAAAUAUUCUCAUAAUUGGAUUAAAUCCCGUUUAUAAGUUUUUAUGAUUAAAAGUGUCGGAUUUAUAUCAUCAAAAAAAAAUUUAAAAAAUAUAAAAAACAAUUUUAAUGAUCACGAAGAAGGUGGAUAAUAUUUAAUAUAAAGCAAGUCUUAGUGUUGUCGUUGAGGAAUUUUUCCAACGAGGAUAAUAAACAUUAAAUAAGAAUAAAAAAGAGAAAACAUUUUUAUAAAGGAAAACAAUAAUUUCAAUCAUUUGGAUACUCUUCUCAUUUAUUUCAAUUCCUUGUUAGGCAUCACAAAAAAUAACAACAUCUUUGGAGUCACAUCGUAUCUUCAUCAAUCGCAGAUCUCUAUAAACCACAGUGGAAAAAAAGGCAUGCACACAAAAAAAUGACUACUGAAUCAUUUUAAAAUUCAAGUCCAUAAAUGUCUCGUUGAGUAAACGCAAAAGGAGAACAAGAUGAAGCUGACGAUGAUGACGAUGAUUUUUCAACUGCCGGAAACCGCAUUUUUUAGAUUAUUGACUCUUUCGUAAUUUAUUUCUGAGUGACUUUUUUACUUCAACUGCAAAUAAAAGCAUAAAGCUGAAACGAGUAGAAAUCUUGAUUGAGAUAAUUGAAGUUGAAAAUUGACGUUGGCACAGCAAGAGCAUCAACUAUAAGAAAAAUAAAGUAUAUCAGUAGAAAAUGACGUCGACAGAUGCAUCAACAAUUGAAACGAUAGGAUAUCUCGGAUGCGGUAAUAAUCGUUUAUCGCGUCUUGAAAUAGUUCAACAGCAGCAGAAUCAGCAAUUUCAUCAAGCAACGUCAUCGCCAUGUGAACAUGAAUGCAUGCAUCAUCAUCAUCAUCAUAGUAGCAAUUUUUCAUCGUCGUCUAAUGUUGUUCCUAAUGGACCAUAUACUCAUCAUCAUAACCAUUUUAACCACUUGAAUCAACACAUGCAUCCAAAUAGCUAUAUAAGCCAUCAACAUCAAACAAACCAACAACAACCACCAUCGUCACAGCAACAGCAGCAAGAUGGCAAUUUAAUAUACAACAACAGCUCCACAAACAGUGAAUGCAAUCAACCUGUUAGUCCUACUAAUGACAGCAGCCAAAGUGGAUGCAGCAAUAUGAUUCAUUAUGUUCCAACAUCAAACAUAAGUAUGGCAUCACAAACUUUAAACAUACCAAAUGUGUCAUGUGAAUGUCCCGGACAUGUACAGCAUCAUCAUCAUCAAAGGCAAUCGUCCGAGCAGCAUAGCUUACAAAGUGGACGAAGCUCACGAAUUAUAUCAUGUGACGAGAAUAAUCCAAGUGGAACGGAAGAUGGUAGUGGAAUGAGUAGUUCGGGGAUGAUUACCUCUACUUGUCGUGCAUCAAAGAGACACUUAAACAAUUUAGAUAAUAAUCAGCAGCGAUUGUGCUCCCCAAAGCGCUCAGGGACAUCAUCUCUCAAUAAUGAGACUGAAGUAAAAGGCAAUCAGGAUGACAUAAAAUAUUCAAAUGCUAUGGAUAGGUUGGAUAUUUACAGUGAUAGUACGGAGAAUGCUAUAAAAAUCGGUGAUGAUACUACAGAUGAUGAUAGGCCACCACGUUUACCACCCCGACCUCCACCAAGACCUAGGAAUACAAUGAACAGUGAAACAGUUCCCCAUCCACCAGGCGUGCGAAAGUAUGUAAUUUGGUGUCUAAUAUGCGGCGGAAUGCUAUGCUUAAUAGGAGUCAUGUUCCUUGCUGUGUACUUCCUCCUACGAUCGUACACAAGCACCGUUGGAUAUUUUGAGACCGUUCCACCAUUUGUACCAGCCACUUUGCUUCUGCUUACCGGCCUUUGCAUAAUAAGCUUGGCAAGGCGACGGAAUCGUUACAGUUAUUUGAUAAAGUUAUCAGGAGCUUGUAGUUUAGCAUCUGCACUGACUUGUGCCUUGGUAACGGUGACGACAACAGUCAUUCAUAUGAGUCGUUUGCAAGCAUUAAGAGAAUGUCAAUAUACACAGAAGACACGAACAUGCACGUGCUCCUCAACUUUGUCAGAAUCAGAUGAUUUGGAUGACAGUAGCGGAGUUCGAUUUGUAUUCGAUGCUACGACAGACUGUAGUGUAGUUCAUGGUGCUCUUUAUUCGUGUUUGAGAGCUGUUUUUGGACUGUCUGUUGCUGGCGUUUUUGUUGCUGUAUUCAGCUGUAUGCUUGUUUACCAGUUGCUAAGUCAUGAACGUAAAAAGAUGUAUUGGGAACAAUUAGAACUCAGAUGUAGAUCAUUAUAUUCAGGUCCGCCACUUCCACCACCCGGUCCGGCUAUUAUUGGCACUCCACGUAACGGUUCAUGUCGAUGCUGUGAACAAUGUCAUGCACAUCGUGCAGCUAUUCCUUACACAUGGGAUGCUGACAGUCGUUUUUGGGCAGCACAAGCUGGAAAUUUUUAUUCGCCUAACCCGGGUGAUGAGGGAAAUCGAAUAGGAACAACAGGUGGUAAUAACCAAAGAAAUCGAUCAUGGAAUUGGCCACGUAUGCCAUGGCAAAGAAAUGUCGAUCCUUCAUCACAAAAUGUUCAAGCUCAACCAACAACAACAUCACCUACUGGUCAGAGAUUUCAUCAGCCAAUUUCAAGUUCCGAUUCACAAUAUGGAUUCACAAAUGGACCAGCACCAGAGAAUGGAUCUGUAUCACAACAAAAUGGAUAUAGUGUAAUUGGACCGUAUGGCGUUUGGGGACCACCGCCACCAUACAGUGAUCCUAAUUCACCAGCUCGACGUGGUCGUUAUCAAUACAUUCACCCAAACAUGUGCCAUCAAAAUAUUAUAGAACAACAUAUCUCACCGAAUCAACCGAUUCUAGAUUGUCAUCAGCAGCAUUCAUCAUCUGCAACUGAUAGUCAUUCAGAGCAAUUUUGUACACAAGCAAAUGUACAAAAUCAACAACAAACGACACCGCAGCCACAACAACAACAACAGCCACAAAGAAAUCCAAUUAAGCGACAAGCGCAAUUUAAAAGCAAAGAAAAUUAUGAAAAUACGCCAUCAGAUAGCGACGGUGGUCCACGUGAUAGAUUUUCAAAUACACUUCCAACACGUAAAACGAAGAAGCGAGCAGAUGUUGUUGCUGCAAAUAAGAGUAUUGGCCCAAAUAAUCCGCAACAAAGAGCGAAUGUACAAAAUGUUUUCAAUAACCUUCAAGCUGACUCAAAUAAUCAGUCUGAGGUGUCGGAAAAUGAAUAUAAUGAGCCAACACAUCCGAAUACGGAGGCGUCAUCGAUGAAUCCAACGCCACAACAUGUGAAGCUGAAUAAUAAUAUAAAUAAUAAUAAUAAUAAUUCUAGUAAUAAUUCUAGCAGUAGUAGCAGUAACAAUAAUAAUAUUAUUAAUCCUAAUAAUAAUGCGAACAAUGUUCGACGAGCUAAAUUGGGAAUCGAGAAUACAGGCUUUCAACCUAUAGACGUGCUUGAGCAGGGUGAGAUUAAUGGAGAAUCGGAAGUCUAUUUUGCAGAUGUCAGUAGCUGUUGUAAUGUUUCAGUGAAAAAUGACAAUUAUUAUGAAGAUGCAAAUCAACGUCGUCCACCGAACGUUGAUAAAGCCGAUGCUGAUGAAUAUUUAUCACAACGGUUUGGCAAUCGUGAGCCAUCGACACGUAGUCGACUUCCAUUUCCGCAAAUGGUGUCAGAAGACUUUGAAAAGUCAGGAAAUAAGCAAAUGAAUACUAAUAGUAAUAAUAAUAAUAGCAACAACAAUGGUGGCAAUUUACAACCACCGGCUAUACCCGCACCACGAACAUCAAUUAUGCAAAAGGAUAUUUCACGUCAAAGCAUGUGCUCAAUUGAUUCUAGUGAGAAAACUGACUUUACAGAUCUCUCGCCAGCCACGCCAACCGCAACAUUUCAAUCAUAUCCGGUGUGUAAUAAGCAACAACCUACCGUAGAUGGCUAUCAACAUCAACAGGAGAAUUUUGUUGCAUCAUUUCCAUACAAUGAACAAAGUCAAGAAGCUCAUCGGAGGUCGACCAAAAAUCUCCAAGACAUUUUCCUCUCGAAUGAUGCGCAAUAUGAGACAAUUAAGGACUCAAAUCAGUAUGAGACGACACCAUUGACAUUGAAUUAUGAACUAAAUCAUGACAUUUCAUCAUCGUCGAUAUCGUCGAGUAGUUAUAGUAACAAUAAAUCAUCGCCAAUUCACUACUCGCAUGGCAGUACACCAACAAAAACGAUAGCGUCAACGACAAAAAGCACAAAUGCGACACCCAUCAAGAGACAAAAUCUCGGAACAAAUAUCAGCGCAAUUAUUCAAAAUCUUAGUGGUAAUGAUAUUAGUCUUUUGUAUCCAGAGAAUACAAAUAACGGCACUAAUAUGACACAGAGUCCUCUCCAUAAGCAGAAACAAGACUGUAAUGAUGUAAUUAAUAGUAACAUAGUAGUAAAUAGCGAAAAGCAAAAGGAAUGGUCCGAGAUAAAUGGAAAUGACCGACGUAUGUGAGAUGAAAUUAAUGUUUAGAUGAGCUCAUCAUCAUAAUCAUCUUUUUCCGCUCUGUCUUUGUGGCUACUCGACAUAUUCUCACUUUUGGGGAUGUUUUGUUUAUUACGUUAUGGAUAUCUUCCUCCCCACGCGUCUAAUUGUUUUAAAAUUUUGGAUGAAAAAUUAUUUGUUUAAAUUGUUCCGAAAUUUCAGACCCCCCCCCCCCCCGCCCCCUUAAAAAUAAACGUAAUAAUUAAACGAGCCCCUUUCUUCCAUGCAUAAUUAUGUGUAUGUAAAAAAAAUUCCUUCCUUAAUUUUACUGUGCAUGAAAAAGACAACAACAACAAAAAAAAAAGUUCUCAACAUAAUGAAAUUGUAUCAAAGACAAAUUAAGCAUAAUUAGAUAUGAUGGUUGGGGAAAUGGAAAGAGACAAAAAAAUUUUUUUUGGUUAAUAAAAUUAAAACUCAUCCAUUGAAGCGACGAUGGUAGAACUGAGAUGUGACAAGUGAUGAAUUAGAGGCAAAACUUUUUCUUAUUUUUUGGUAAUUUAUCCUCCAACCUCCCCCCUCAACUGUCUAUCCCCUCCAUCAAAUUAUUUCCAUUUUUAUAAACAAGGCUUUGUAAAUUGCACACAAAACGAGGACGACGACGACAACAAAAUGAUGAAUCAACUUUUAAUUACUUCAUAAUUUAGUUAAAAAUAAUUUUUGUGUCGUCAAUGAGGAGGAAUCGCUCCAUCCUAAUUUUUUUAUAUAAUUUCGGUCUAUAUGAUUUAAUAUUCAACUCAUAUCGUAAUGAUUUUUGUUGCUGACGCUUUUAUUUUGUUCGUUCAUUGCUUAUUUAAUGGCAUCAGGGAUUGGUAAAGCGGGGGUAUACUGAAAAUUAGUAUGGAAAAUUUAUCUAUCAUCAUUUAUUUUUGCUGAUGGGAUUCGACGAAUUUAAAGCAGAAGAAAGUUCUAUCACGUAUAUAUUGUGAUAUUAGAAUUAUCAUUCAAAGGGUUCAAUAAAUAAAGGGAUAUAUUAGGGAGGUAGAUUAUAAAAGGAUAAAGAAUUUCAUACCUGAAAUGGAAGAAUUUUGAUGUUGUAAGGGUUUAAAGAGAUUCAAUAGGAAGGUUUGAUGGGUGCUUUGAUUCCUUAAAAUUGGAAAAGUAAGAAUGAAAGGUUGAACUUAAUGAAUAUUUUAUGUAAAGUUAUCAUCACUUUUUAUUGAGAGAAGACUUACUAGGUUGUACGUAAAAAUGGGACUCGGUGGCAUUCUUCGUUCAACUUGCAGAUAUGCUGUUCAAAUUUAUUCGAAAAAUUCAUUUCAAGGCAUGAAAAAGUUUGUCAUCCUACAGGAACAUUAGAUUAAUUCUUAAUAAAUUUUAAAAAAUUUAAAUUUUUCCCAUGCAAGUUUGAAUAUUUUCACCCUCUUCCUCUUAGCUCUCUUUAUUUCAUCUCACAUCAGGGGCGUAUUUAGGAAUUUGAAGAGAGGGGCACAAAAAAAGCAUAUUUAGAAUUUUUUCAAAAAACCCUAGCAGAAUGAAGAAAUUUCAAUUCCGUUUGUCACAUAACCCCCCUCCCCCCACGAUCAAAAUCGCUGUCUACAUUGCCUGUCAUUUUAACACCCCUAAACUGCAUCAAAGCAUAAACGAGCCUUUCAAUAUUAUAACAAAAAUAUUUUAAUUGCAUAAAUUCAAACAAGCACUUCUCGAAAAGUCGAUAAAUUUAUGUAAAUUUAUUAUUGAAUAUUUUUUAAUUUUUAAAAUAAAUUUUUCCUGAACUUUACAAAAUGAUUGCCAAUUCAUCUCACAUCGUCAGCUAUAAUAAAUCAUGAUAAAUGUUAAAACAAAAGUUUAUAAUUAAUAAGUGGGGGCAGUUUACAAAUGACGUUCAUCAUUUAAAGUGUUUAAGAUAGGUGUGGAGCUUGGGGAGGAAAUUGAUGAAAAUUUAAGAUUUACUAUGGAUUUUUUAAAAUUAUUCCCAAACCUCCUAUCCUUAACAGAGUCCUCUUACUCCCUCGCGUAUAUUUUCCAUAAAAUAAAAAUUAAAUUAAUGAUGUACAUCAUUAAUGAACAACUCCUAAAUAGCCCACGCAUCGCAAAAUACCAAUCCCUGUAUAAUAAAAUACAUCAAAUGAGAAUAAUAAAGGCAGAUGAAAGUUGAAAGCUCAGAACAUACUAAAUCAUUUGACUCACUUUUAUUCAACGAGAUAACUUCGUAGACAAUUUAUGUAAAUUAUUUUGAAUGUUUUUUAUGUUUGUUAUUCAAUCCUUUUUCCUGUAACUUACAAGCAGUCUCUUAGUUCUUACAUGUAUAUUAUAGAAGCGAAAUGGUAAAAAAAAACAGAACCAUAAAUAAAAAAGCAUUUUUGUUAGAUGAAAAAAAAAAUAAUAAAAAUAAUAACAAUAAUGAUAAUGAGAAGAAUGAAGAAGUUGGAAUGAAUAUAAAAAAAAAGAUGAAAGAAGAAUAAGAAUAACAAGAAGAAUCCAUUAUUUAAUUUAAAUUCAUGGAAGAGAAAUGUUCAUUAAUUCUGUUACAAAGAAAUCCUUUUAUGUAAAUUGUUAAGCUCGCAAAAAUAACAAUAUACAUAAAUAUUAGUUGAGCAUGGAAAUAGUUGAAAUAAAAAAUUAUCAUUCAUUUUUUUGCUAGUUGAAUUUCAACUUUUUUUUUAUAAGUUUAUAAAGAUUUUGUCAGAAAUGUUCAACUUUUUAAUUGAAUUUUUAAACAAAAUUGAAGAAUUGUGUAAGACAGCAGGGCAAUUGGACUGUCUUGAGCGGCAUUGUCUAAGCUUAAGGUAUUGAGUUCUUUUAUUUAAAAAUUUUCAAAUUAAGAGUUCAAUCUUAAUUGCUCAUAUUGUUAUAUCUCAAAUUUAGGAAACAAAGCUAUAUU
This is a messenger RNA of Chironomus riparius, 8014 nucleotides long. Lineage: Eukaryota; Metazoa; Arthropoda; Insecta; Diptera; Chironomidae. The record is from the annotation of a GenBank genome assembly.